AUGACAACUUCCCCUUAAAAAAUAUCCCAUAAAAAAAAUCAUACACUCCGUUAAACCGAAAGCUUCAGACUUUGAGACGAAAUGUCUAUUAUCUCUGUCUUCUUCUUCCAUCGAUCACUUCAUCGUUCACCCUUGAUUUUGUUUUCGGCUUUGUUAUAAUUUCGGAUUGAAAAAAAAAAAAAAUUGGGUUCUUUUUUUUUUUUGGAAUUUGGAAGGUAUUAUUGUCAAACCAAAAAUGGGUAGUUCAACGACGGUGGCGUGCGAUUUUUGCGGCGAGAGGACGGCGGUUCUGUUUUGCAGAGCCGAUUCGGCGAAGCUGUGUUUGCCUUGUGAUCAGCACGUGCACUCGGCCAACCUCUUGUCCAGGAAGCACGUGCGUUCUCAGAUCUGUGAUAACUGCAGCAAAGAGCCGGUCUCCGUGCGGUGCUUCACCGAUAAUCUCGUCUUGUGUCAGGAGUGUGAUUGGGAUGUUCACGGCAGCUGCUCCUCCGCCGCUGCUCACGAACGCUCCGCCGUCGAGGGCUUUUCUGGCUGUCCUUGUGUUUCGGAGCUCGCUGCUGUGUGGGGGAUUGAUUUGGAGGGGAAGAAGAAAGAGGAAGAAAGGGAAGAGGAACGUUUGACUGAGAAUUUUGGGAUGGCGUUGGAUUCGUGGGUCUCUGGAUCUAACAUUGUUCAAGAUCUGAUCGUUCCGUACGAUACGCCGAUGAAAAAGCAAAGCUUUAGCUUGGGGAGGUCUAAGCAGGUAGUGUACAGACAACUUGAGGAGUUGUUGAAGAGAGAUUUUGUUAGCUGUGAAGGAGAUGGAGACGGAGACGGCAGAGGAGAGAUUAUGAUUCGGGAAGGAAUAAAUGGCGGAUCAAACAUGUCGCAGCUGUCUCCCACGACGUCGUUUACUUCUUUGCUUCUGUCAACAGAGUACCAAAGUUCUUGUGGUAAUGCUGCUACGCAGUGGAAUGCUGCUAGUCAUACCACUGACCAGAAGGCCCACAACACUCAGAUAUGGGAUUUUAACUUGGGCAAGUCCAGGAACCCUGAGGAACCUAGUCCAGUCGAACCAAAAGGCUCUACCUUCACAUUGAAUAACGCCACUCAUAUCAAAAACGAUACAACCAAUGUUAAAGCUUUGAGAGAUAGUUACCAGCAGGAUGACUGCAUCCGCUCAAGUUCCACCAAGGGACAGGAAAUAUCAAAGAGCAACAAUGUUCCCGCUGCCAUUCACUCACAUAAAAGUUCUAACAACUCAAGUGACUUGCAUUUUACGGAACAUGUUGUUAUACCUAGUACCAAAACCACAAGAUUGGUGGCGGCAACGAAUGCUGAUCUAGAGCGUAUGGCACAGAACAGGGACAAUGCUAUGCAGCGGUACAAGGAAAAGAAGAAAACCCGGAGAUAUGAUAAGACCAUAAGAUAUGAAACAAGGAAGGCGAGAGCUGAGACCAGGUUGCGUGUGAAGGGCAGAUUUGUGAAAGCUACGGAUCCUUAAGUGUAUGUGUAUGUUUCCUCGUUAGGUUUUACAUGUGAGACCAUGAGUUGGGAACUUUUGUUUUUUCUUUCUACUUUCCACCUACCUUGUAAUUGUAAAUGCAAAUGAUCGAUCUUAAACUGUAUAAUAUGGCCAGCUUAUGUUAAGCUUCUAGAA
Molecule: messenger RNA, 1639 nt
Organism: Capsella rubella
Lineage: Eukaryota; Viridiplantae; Streptophyta; Magnoliopsida; Brassicales; Brassicaceae
Product: zinc finger protein CONSTANS-LIKE 14
Exons: 4
Coding region: 236-1483 (415 amino acids)
Molecular function (GO): protein binding; zinc ion binding
Source: RefSeq, a predicted model, not a curated record